AUGCAGCAUGCCGAGUCACCUCUCCCUCCAGCACACGCCGACCCGCACCCAUUGAGCCCGCCUGCGACCACGACCGACGACCACGACCAGGCGACGACGACGAGGGGGGAGGACGCCGGCCACGGGCCUCGCGUGCCCGAGGGGCAGCAGCAGGGCGCGUCGCAGGGCGAGCAGGACGGUGCAGGGGUCAGCACGCAGGGCACCGCGGCGCAGCAGGGCGGCGACGGCGCACGAGGGCCGCAGGGAGAUGCCCCCGCGGGGGAGGACCAGCAGCACGCGCUCGCCCAGGAGGGGCCUGCAGCGGGUGUGCACGAGCUCGGCACCAGCGUCAGCGACGCUCAGCCGGGCACAGCGUCCGCCCAGGGCGGCGACCGCGCGGGAUCGGCUCUCGCCUCGACCGGCGACGACGAGUCGUCCGCCGUGCGCGCCAGCGCAGCGCCGCAGGACUCGCCUGAGACGCCCGCCGUCGAGGGCAGCGGUGUUGUGCUCGAGCAGCCCAAGCCGAGCAACCCGGCGCGCGAGACGAGCUCCCUCCUCGCCCCUCCUCCCCCGUCCCUGUCCGUCACCGACGCCGCCGCACCCGCCGCCGACUGGCCCGCACCGACCCCACCACCGCCUUCCUCCUCAUCUCCAGCUCCCUCGACAUCGGCCGCCGCCGCGCGUACCGCCAGCCCGGCGCUCUCUGCCUCGCCCGGCCCAGGCGCAACCUCGUCGUCGUCCGAGCGGCCGCCGCCGGCCAAGAAGUUCCAGAGCUCGCUCGCCGUCAACAAGAAGUUCCUCGAGAAGGCUGGCGAGAAGGCCAAGCCCGAGGUCAAGCCCGUCAUCUCUCGUGUCGCCACCUCGCCCGCACCUACCCCCAUCUCGAGCACGCACCCUCGUCUCGUCGCGGGCAAGCUCUCGUCGGGUCCCUCGCUGUCGCUCGGCACGGGCGCCUCGUCGACCUCGUCCUCGCCUGCCACGAGCACGGCGGGCUGGGGCGCCAAGAAGCCCUCGACGCCGACGCCCGGCUCGUCGUCGAGUGCGAUGGGCGCGCAGGGCUCGAGCGCGGCGGGAGGGGCGGGCGGCGCGCAGGGCGCAAAGGGCGGGCCCGUGUGGGGCUCGUCGCCGGCGGCGGGAGCGGCGUCCUCGAGCGGGCCUGCGCCGCUUGGACAGCAGCAGGAGCAGCGUGCGGCGCCGAGCCAGGCGUCGACGCAGGCGUACGUGCCGGGCGGCAUGAGGGGCGGGCCGCACGGCGGGCGAGGAGGUCCGGGCGGGCCAGGCGGGUGGGGCGGCGCGAGGAACAUGGAGAUGGACUUCCCGACGGCGGCGGAGGCGGCAAACGCCAAGGACGCGCGGCAAAAGGCCGUGGCCGACCAGGUCCAGGCGCGUGAGCGUGCUUCGCAAGCCCGGGCGACGGCGGCGGCGGCGCACAACGCGCACUUGCUCGAGGAGCUCGACGCGUUCCGAGGCGUGCACCUGGACCCGAAUGCGACGCACUGGGACGAGGCCGACGACGACGACUUCCUCGACACGACGAUCGAGUUCGCCGACGGCACGCAGUACAAGCUCGACGCCGCACCUUCGACGCCGGCCGGCGACGACGAGCUGCGCGAGCCCGGCCCGCGUGAGCUCGCCCUGCGCGAGCGCCCGCUCGCUCCCGGCGUGGUCGUCGAUCCGCCGAGGCGCGAGGAGCGCUUCGGCGACGACUACGACCGCUCGUGGCCGCGCCGACCGUCCCGCUCGGCCGGCGAGAACCGCAACCUGUUCAACGACCGCCUCGGCAAGCUCGAGCCCGCCGCAUCCGGCGCUCCCGAUGCCGCACACCCGCCGCCACGGCGCGCAGGCGCAGAGCCGACGAGCAUCCUCCGCUCGGGCGCCGGCGCCGGGACCGGCGGCCACAGCGACCUCCCGCCGCACCUCGCCCUCGGCGGCCACGUCCCGCCGCCGACGUCGGGCCGUCGUCCGAGCAUGACGUCGCCGAGGCUGAACUCGCACGCGCCGCUGCACCCUGUCGGCCGGCGCGAGAGUGCCCACGAGCCGGCGGCGCGGCCGCUCGCGUGGGGCGGCGCAGGCCAGCGCAGGCCCAGCUCGACGGCGCAUGCCGGGCCGGGCCUCGGUGCGGCAGCAGCAGGGGCGCAGGACCGCCAGCUGCCGCCGCACUUGGCUGCGCGCGCCGCCGCGGCCGCUCAGGCCCCCCUGAGCCCGUCUCGUGGCUCUCGGCGCCCGUCGGUCCCGGCGGCAUCGGCCGUCCUCCCGACGUCACCGACUCGUCCUGCAGCGGCGAAGCAGGCCCAGCCGCUCGCCGCUCCUCCCGUCGCCGACGCGACGUCGUCCGCCGCACCUGCACCCGCAGCGGCGGUCGCCGCUGCCGCACCGCCGAGCGCCGCACCAGAAGCCGCCGCUCCUCCCCAGCCAAGCAUCGAGGAGCUGCACGCUCGCGAGAUGCACGCGGCGGCCGAGCGAGCGCGCAAGCGCCGCGAGGAGGAGGAGCAGAAGCGGCUCGAGCAGACGGAGCGCGCGAGGAAGAAGGCGCAGGAGCUCGAGGAGAAGAUGAGGGCAGCCGACGAGGCCAAGGCCAAGGAGAAGAAGGAGAAGGAGGAGGCUGCGCGACCGGCGCCGAGGGAGCGGGAGAAGGAGCGGCGGCCGAGCGUUGCUGCGGCGCAGCCCGGGCCGCCCGUCGCGCCGGCGGACAAGGCGACGUCGUGGCGCGCCGCGGCCAAGCCUCUGCCGUCGCAGGCUGCAGCGGCGAGCGCGGCUGCCACCGGCAAGGCGUCUGACGGCGCGUCGUCGAGGCGCCAGGCGCGCGAGCGGCCGUCGGCAUCCGCCGCCGCUCCUCCUCCCGCCACCGUCCCCGAGCCGACCACUAUCCUCCCUCGUCCUUCCGCCCCGUCCGGUGCAUCGGCCUCGCAGCAGCAGCCGGCGGCGCAGCCUUCCGUGUGGCGCCGCUCGAGCGCGUCCGCCGCUGCACCGCCAGCCGGCCCGGCUCGUGCGCUUGUACGGCAGCUCCCGCCGCACCUCGCCGCGCAGGCCGAGGCCAAGGCUGCAGCCGUCGGUGCCGCGACCGCCGCUGCGCCAUCGCCUUCCCCUCCCGCCGCCGAGGCUGCACCCCCUCCCUCUGCCGACCUCGCCAAGCCGUCGACGCCGCCUCCUCCGCCAGCCCUCGCCCUCGUCUCGCCUCCGACCUCGCCGUCGCAGGACCGCAAGCGCCAGGACCCCAACGCGGCCGCCAAGCACGGCUACAAGCUGCCCGCUGUGUCGCAGUUUGACGACCUCAUGUCGCGCAUCAAGGGCGUCAUGACGCGGCCGUCCGAGGGCGCCUCUGCCGGCGAUACAGCUGCGUCCUCGAAGGACGAGGGAGCGUCUGCCGAUGCGGCGGCGGCCAAGGCCGACGUCGCCGCCGCCGAGCCCGUCGACGCUCCCCUCGUCGAGGUCCCGACGGUCAAGCUGCCGCCGCGCACGCGCGCAGGCAAGGCCGCCGCUCGCGCAGCAGCAGCCGCCGCACAUGCCGCCACCCAGGUGCAGCAGCCCGUCGUCUCGCUGCCGGCGCCGGCCGAGCCUCGCGGGCGUGGACGUGGUCGCGCCGCCGACGCACCUCGUCAAGCCCGUCAAGCCGCGCCCGUCCCGGCGUUCGAGUCGCGCGAGCCCGUCCUGCCCUACCACUCGUCGCGCAUCCCUCGCUCGCAGUCGCCGCCCCCAGCCUGGCGCCAGUACACGAUCCGCCUAGCCGCCCAACCUCCUCGUCGUCCUGUCGCCGCUCGCGUCCUCAAGAACUUCACCAACCCGGGCUUCCCCAAGCCCCUGUACCCGUUUUCGUGGGACCCCGUCCUCAAGGACGUCAACCCGCGCCGGCUCAACCGCGACGACAUGCUCAUGCCCAAGAAGUACGACAAGCACGGCAAGCCCAUCCACGUCGUCGCCCUGCCCAAGCGGCGCUUCUCGCCGCGCUCGAGCGCCGUCGAGCCCGAGGUCGAGCCCGAGAUCGUCGUCAGCAUCUCGAGCGUCGCGCUCGUGCGCCAGGUCGCGCCCGAGCCCGCACCGCCGGCGGCGACGACGAGCUUUGAGCCCGCUCAGCCGCCGCCCGAGGGCCAGGUCGUCGACGCGGGCUUCGCGCCGUUCAGCGGCAAGCCUCGAGGCGACGGCCGAGCGGCCGAUGCAGGCGCAGCAUGGCGGCGCGAGGGCGGCGAGGGCGGUGCCGAGACCGCGCCGUUCGCGCUCAGCGGCGCCAGCGGGCAGGAGGCCAAGUUCACGGGCGCGCUCAACGGCGAGAAGAUCGAGGCGACGCCGCGCAAGGUGACGACCGCGCCCGGCAGGGACGCCAACGGGCUCAGCAAGCCUCCAUCGUCGCCGCCGUACAAGCCGCAGGACCUGUCGCAGGUCGCCUCGUCGCCGUCGGCCGCCGCAUCUUGGACGAGCAAGAAGCUCACCUACUCGGCGCUCGACCCGACGGCGUCGUCGGUCUGGUCUGCCGCGCCCGAGGAAGGGAGCGUGCACGCGCGCCACAUUGCGGCGUCCAACCUGCCCGAGAACUCGCUCCAGGGCAUCGUCGACGAGGACCCGUCCGAGGCGCUGCCGAGCUCGCUCGCCGAGCUCAAGUCGGAGGACGGCCACUCGAACGCCGACCACAAGGAGCUCGCCAAGCAGGCCGCCGUCACCAAGGACGACGCCAAGCUGCGCGCUGCGGCCCCGUCGUUCUCGUCGUUCCUGCACGAGUCGGCCGCCGCCGUCGACCCGAGCAUGUCGCCCUCGGCGGCACCGCCUCGUCACUCGCAGCAGCAACAGCAGCAGCACUCAUACCCGGGCUUCCCCGGGCAGGUCGCGCCGCAGCCGAGCCGGUCGCCCAUCGCGGGCUACUCGGCGUCGCACCCGUUCUCGCCGCACCUGUACGCCCCGCAGCGGCCGAUGUCGCAGCAGCAGCAGCAGCACGCGCUGUACCCUGGCUAUCCGGGCCAGGCGCCGUCGCCGUUCGCGACGCAGCCGAUCCACCAGGCCUACGCGUCGUCGCCUUUCGUCGCGUCGCCGGUCCCGCCGACGCACGGCUACCCGUCGCCGUACCGCGAGUCGGCCUCGCCCGCCUUGCCGCACGGCAUCACGAACCCGGCGCUCAUCGCGAGCUACAGCAGCUACGGCCUGCAGCCGCAAAUGGCGGCGCCGGGCGGGCCCGGUCGAGGGUACGGAGCUGUCGGCGCCAUCGGCGGUCCUCCCGGGCCGGGUCCGAUCGGCCGGCCGCCGCACCACCAGCAGCAGCAGCCAUCGCAGCAGCCGGGCGCGCCAGGCGCCAGCAUGUACGGUCGUGCGCAAGCGCCGCUCGGGUACCACCUCGGCGGCGGCGGCGGCGGCGGGCAGUACGUCCACUCGUUCCAGCACGCGCACCAGCAGCAGCACCACCAGCAGCAGCAGCACGGCGGCCCGCACCCUGGCGUGCCGUACCGCAUGGACAGCUACGGCAGCAACGACGGUCGCUCGUCGCAGCAAGGCGGCGGUCCGAGCGGGUACGGCGCGCCUCCUCCGCCGUCGGCGGGCACGACGAUGGCGUCGCCGGUCAUCAUGCCGCAGCAGCUGCCGCCGGUGCCUCACUUCAGCCCGGGGCACGCAGGCCACCACGUGCCGCUCGGCUCGCCGGUCGCGAGCGCGCAGGGCAUGAGCAUGGGCGCGAGCGGCAUGGGCGGCGGGUACGGGCACGGCUACGGGCAGGGCGGGUACGGGUACCCGUCGCAGCAGCAGCAGCACCAGCAGCAGCAGGGGCGGCUCGGUGGAGGAGGGCAGCCUCAUGGGCGGCCGCCGCAGGCAGGAGGUGCGAGGUGGUGAGAGGAGGGGAGCGCGAGGCGCGCCUAUCUUUCCGGGUAGUUUUCGUGCGACGGUGCAUGAACACUUCUGAAGCCCU
Messenger RNA from Rhodotorula graminis WP1, 5860 nucleotides. RefSeq lists its product as uncharacterized. The transcript has 5 exons. The coding region runs from base 1 to 5784 and encodes 1927 amino acids. Lineage: Eukaryota; Fungi; Basidiomycota; Microbotryomycetes; Sporidiobolales; Sporidiobolaceae. The record is from RefSeq and is a predicted model, not a curated record.